Solanum stenotomum is the source of this 1312-nucleotide messenger RNA. RefSeq lists its product as uncharacterized. The record is from RefSeq and is a predicted model, not a curated record. Lineage: Eukaryota; Viridiplantae; Streptophyta; Magnoliopsida; Solanales; Solanaceae. The coding region runs from base 65 to 1312 and encodes 415 amino acids. The transcript has 3 exons.
GUCUCCAUUAGUGGCCAGAGGUCUUCUGAAUCUCCGAAUACUAAAGAUAGAUGGUUGUGAAUCAAUGGAAGAAGUGAUCACAAAAGAGGAACAACAACAAGGAGAUGGAAUAAUGAACUUAUUUCCCUUGUUGGAAGAGCUGGAGCUUUGCAGGCUGCCUAAGCUGGGGCAUUUCUUUCUGACGGAGCGUACUCUUGAAUUUCCAUUUCUCAGAAAAGUGAAGAUUGAUGACUGCCCUGAAAUGAAUACGUUUCCCCAACAAAGAAUAUCCGUCAGUACACCGUGUCUCGAAAGUGUGAACAAUGAUUAUGAGGUUUCUUGUCCCAGCUUGGAAAAGCUAUCUAUCUCUAGUCCUGACAGCAUAAGUUCUCUAUUCUCUCACCAGCUUCCAUACUUCAGCAUACUUCAAACAUUGGAAGUAGAGAAUUGUGUAAAAUUAAGAAACUUGAUGUCUCCAUCAAUGUCCAGAUGUCUUCUGAAUCUCCGGACACUAAAUAUAAGAGAUUGUAAGUCAAUGGAAGAAGUGAUCACGGAAGAGGAACACCAAGGAGAAGAAAUGACUAAUGACCCCUUAUUUCCGCUGUUGGAAAAGCUGAUUCUUCACAGGCUGCCUAAGCUAGGGCAUUUCUUUCUGACGAAACAUGCUCUUAAAUUUCCAUUCCUCAUAGAAGUGAACAUUUUUAAGUGCCCUGAAAUGAAGACGUUUGUCCAACAGGGAGUAUAUGUGGGUACAACGAGUCUCAAAAGUGUGAACAAUGAUGAUGAGGUGAAAGUAGUUGAUCUCAAUAACGCAAUGUUCAAUUCUAAGGUUUCUUGUCCCAACCUAGAAAAGCUAUCUAUCGAUGGGGCUAACAGCAUAAGUGCUCUAUGCUCUCACCAACUUCCAAUUGACUACUUCACCAAACUUCAAACAUUGGUAGUAUCUGAGUGUGGAAAAUUGAGAAACUUGAUGUCUCUAUCAGUGGCUAAAGGUCUUCUGAAUCUCCAACGGCUACAUAUAGAACAGUGUGAAUCAAUGGAAGAAGUGAUCGUAACAGAGGAACAACAAGGAGAAGGAAUCAUGACCUUAUUUCCACUCUUGGAAGACCUGGAUCUUUGCAAGCUGCCUAAGCUGGGCCAUUUCUUUCUGACGGAGUGUACUCUUGAAUUUCCAUUUCUCAGAAAAGUGUGUAUUUACAACUGCCCUGAAAUGAAGACGUUUGUCCAACAGGGAAUAUCUGUGAGUACACCGAGUCUUAACAGGGUGAAUUAUGAUGAUAAGGUGAAAGUAGAUGAUCUCAAUAAAUGGAUACAACAGAGGUUCAAUUCUUAG